AUGAUGGAUACAUUUUUUAGAAGUUUAAUAUUUUUUCUUAUUUUCUUCUGUAGUUUAUUAGAUAUUUGUAAAAGCGAACACGAGAAAAAAAACGCUGACUACAAUGACGUUGGCGAUGAAGGUGGAAUCGAAAUCGCUGGAGAUGAGCUGAAUAACAAUAGCAAUAUAACUGUCUGCACAAGAAGACAAAACAGUAUUAUGCAUGAAAUUCAAACAGCAACACCUAUACAAUUUCCUUUCGUUGUCGCCCUUAUGUCUCAAAGAAAUGAAUAUGUUUGUUCUGGAUCUAUAGUCUCAAAUGGUAUUAUUCUAACAGCUGCCCAUUGUACGCCAACUGUAAGCUACGCAUUAGUUAAUGCGACAUCUGACAAAAAGGAUGAAACAGUGAUACAAUUACAUGUUAUUAAAACUGAGAAUUUUCCUACCUAUACUGGUGGUGACUCUCCUAAAAAUGUUGGCAUACUCUUUACCGAAAAGCAUAACAACACUAUAGCGUCUAAGAUUCGCUUGAGCAAUGUGACUGAUAGUAAAAACUUGAAUGAAAUGGAAGCUUUAGGAUUUGGCUUAAAUGCUGAGGUGGGACAAUCCAAAACCUUACAAUUUAUUGGAAUAGAAAAACGGUCUAGAAGUGGAGACUUAAUUCAAGGCUUCUUUGAUUGCAUUGACACUAAGAUACCAACAUGCUUUCGUGAUGCCGGAGGGCCUGUUAUAUUUGAUAAUGAACUUAUUGGUGUCAUUACCAAAGGCCAAAACGAAUGCACGAAAGAAAUUACUUCAUCGUAUGCCAUUAAUAAACAUGUCGUCGAUGUCUUACCUAUAUAUACCUUUAAAGCAUGGUUGGAUGAACAGAUUGUGAAAAGCCAGGAACAAGCAAAAGAACCGUUGGAAGUAUAUCCUUCAAAGCCCAUUUUCCGAGAAGCAGUACACGUCAUGACUAGCACUGGGAAUGUAUUUAGUUUCUGCUCGUCCGCAUUCGCUGUAUUUCAGAUACUAUUUAUUUCUCUAUCAUUUUAUUGA
Molecule: messenger RNA, 1017 nt
Organism: Leptosia nina
Lineage: Eukaryota; Metazoa; Arthropoda; Insecta; Lepidoptera; Pieridae
Source: the annotation of a GenBank genome assembly